AUUCGAAGGGAUCCCAAGGGUCGGUUAGCCUAACCCAUGCAAGGAAAUUAAAAUAUGCCAAGAGAACUAAUCUGUAAUGCAUGCAGGUUGUGACAAGGGAAGCACAAAGUUCAGUUCCAGCUCUUGAAGUUGUCUAUUUGCAACUCGUGACUCGGUUGACCCUCUUUCACGGAAAGUGUGGAUGAUGCGAGUGGUGGAGCCCAGUGAGCUAGUCCUUGCCCCACACCACCACGGAAGCCCACUGCUACCAAUAAUUGCUUACGAACUUAUUAGACUUCUAACCUUUCCUACAAGGAGCUCAAGGUAGCUUAUAUCGUUCACAACCAGUGCUUUUUUUUUCUUUAAAAAAUGUUUAGGGGUACGUACUCUCAUGUUUAGGGACACGGGUGGCGCUGUGGUCUAAACCACUGAGCAUCUUGGGCUUGCCGAUCGGAAGGUCAGCGGUUCGAAUCCCCGUGACGGGGUGAGCUCCCGUUGCUCGGUCCCUGCUCCUGCCAACCUUGCAGUUCGAAAGCACAUCAAGUGCAAGUAGAUAAAUAGGUACUGCUCUGGCGGGAAGGUAAGCGGUGUUUCCGUGCACUGCUCUGGUUUGCCAGAAGCGGCUUAGUCAUGCAGGCCACAUGACCCAGAAAAACUCUGCGGACAAACGCCGGCUCCCUCAGCCAGUAAAGCGAGGUGAGUGCCGGAAUCCCAGAGUCGUUCGCGACUGGACUUAACUGUCAGGGGUCCUUUACAUUUUUACUCUCAUUUUCCUACCCAUAUGAAAUACUGUCCCUCAAUGAGGCCAAACUUAGAUUAACAUAAUGUUUAGGGGUAUGCGUACCCCUGCGUCCUGUCUCCCCCCCCCCCCCCGAAAAAAGCACCGCUCACAUCAACCUUGCGUGGUAGGUUAUACUCUGAGUGUGUUCCCAGGUUGCAGCUGGAAUGAAUGCCAGGAGGAGGAGGAGGAGGAGGAGGAAGACAAUGGGCAGAUGCACUAGCUGUCAUCCUGCAUCUGCAAGCAGAUGGACCUGAGCAGCCCCCAGGAGAUGUUCAGCAAGCUCUCCACAAUGAUCUCCCCUUCUUCCUAGAGGGCACAGGAGAGAAGGCUGGUGACCGGUGGAUGGUCUAGAAGCUGGCCUACUCCAAGGAUGCUGCAGAUAAUAUCCCCCAAGCCCUACAAGCUGCACACAAGGAUGCUGAUUUUACUUCCAGAGCUGGUGGACCAUUGCUCUAAUGGAGAAAUUAACAAAAGAUGCCCAAAUCCUACACUAUCCAACAAGGAACAACAACUUUUCAAAUGUUUUGCAUCCAUUUACUGAAUACAUUAAGGUAAAAGGACCAUGAUUCGCAACCACCCACCUCUCAUGGACUGCUAUGCAGAAACAUUCUUGAAUAGUAAUGUAUUUGUGAAGGACAAUUGUUAGGAAUUAUAAUGCUGUUUUUUGAAUACUAGCACUCUCUCCUCUCUUCUCACUGCCUUGCUUUCUUUUCUUUAACUCACUUGCUUUGUCUAUUGCUUUUUGUGUAUUAUAAAGUAAAAAUAAAAACAAUCACCCCGCCAAAAUUAGAUUUGGAAUCAGGGGUCACCAGCUGGUCUCAUCCAGGGGUAUGACACCUGAUGGUUCUAUUCCCAGCUCAGCUGGAUAAAUGCUUGCACAGUCACAAUUGCUUGCAAAAGGGUGUUUUGUCAAGGCAUGAAAAAGGAGGGGACGACAACAAUGCACCAAUUUAACCUCGAAAUGUUAAUACAACAUUUAAAGGGCAUAUCCCCUUUAAUUUUAUGCCAAGAACUAGCAGAGCAUGGUGAUGGCAGGGGAAAUCACACCUGCUGAAAACACUCAAAUUGCCAAUGAUCGAGAUGGCAACAGAGAUAGUUGGGAGACAAGCUCUUCAUUGUACUUACAGAAAAUCUUUUUUAAGAAUUGCUUGAUUCUUUAGGGAGGAAGUUGGCAUAGGGGAGAGGGGUUUUUUUUGGCAUGACUUCUACAAGGCAACAGGAUAAGACUUACAACUUUGUAAAAGUUUACAACCAUGCCAUAAAGUGUUUUUAGAACACCUUCCCUUGGUCUUUGGCUGAUUGAUAUCCAAUGCCCUUUUAAAUGUGUGUUUGUUUUUGUUCAUAUUUUUAUUACGUGUUUUGUGUUUUUUACAUUGUGAUUUUAUGUUGUGAACUGCCCUGAGAUUUACAGGUAUCCAAGAUCGUAUACAAAUUUCUGGUUUGCAGCCUGUGUUUCCAGUUAGGGCUUAUCCACACUUAUCUUUUGAUCCACUCUUUCCAGGCACAUCUCCACACUUUAAAGCUCCAUGUCCAAGUGUUUUUCUUUCUUCCUUUUCUUUUUCUUUCCCCCCAGAUCUUUCCCCAUGAAAAGCUGCUCUUUUAACACUCAAUCAGAGCAAACAUUGAUUCGGGUUUUCUGCAGAUUGCCAUUUCCUCCAAAUCAGCUUUAAAGAGUGAGUUUUUGUGGGGAAAGAUCCAGGGCAAAAGAAGAAAAAAGGACACUCAGACACAGAGGUUUAACGUAUGGACUGUGCCUGGAAAGAGCAGGGGAAAAGUUAAUGUGGAUAAGCCUUUAAACUCUGCAGGAAAACUAGACUGAGAGAAAACAACCAAAGGAGAUUCAACUCUGCUCAUUAAAUUGUAAAACUGGGACCUGGAGCUUUAAGUCCAUGGGGAUCUCCCAUCUCACAGAGCACGAAUCACCACAAAGGAAUAGGCAGACAAGACGUUCACCCAUUUAUCUGUUAGAAAAGGCUCCCCUUUAUCACAUACACAGCCCAACAAUACAGCAUACAAAUCAACAUGGCUAACCUGAUUCAAAAACACACACACACCCCACUCACACACGAAAACAAAGUUCACCAAUCACAAACAAGCAACCGGUGACCGCACCCUAGGCCAACCCCAAUUUCUCUCACCACCAAAGGAACACAAGCGAAUAGCAAAGAGAAUCUGCACAAACGAUGCUGACACAAAACCCCACACAUACAUUAAGCAAAAUAGAAACAUCGCCUCCUGACCUCACCCCCACUCGCCUUUCCCCCCUCCACCUCUUCCCCUCUUUUCUUCCUAAUGUAACCCUAAUGUCUCAACAAAUGAAACUGACCUAUGGAAAAUGUAACUUGAAAAAAGAGACAUUGCUUAUACCUUUGUAAACCAAGAAAACUUUAAUAAAAAUAUAAUUUAAAAAAGAAAAGAAAAGGAGAACAAUAAAAACAUCCACUCUAUACACAAACACCUUAUACUGAACUGUGGAACAUUUAUGGAAGAAGCCUGAAACACUAAUUUAAAAAGAGAAAUUCUUAAAGAAGAGGAGGUAAACUUGUCAACUGAAGUUGUUCAAGCUGAAAGCUCAGAAUGGUUAACUCAGGGGGACUGGAGUAGAUUUGAUUUGUCCCCUGAAGAGGAUUGGAUUCAGGUAUCUCUCAUGCUGAAAUUCUAGAAGAAACAGCCACUGAGAAGAACCAGAAUACAUGGAUUGACUAAAGGAUCAAGAGGAAGAUGAAAUUCAUAGCAUCAUAGAAAGGAUGUGUGCAAAUGAUUCAUCAGAAGAACACCACCUGGGCAUUCACAUACCAUGCAAAUGUUUCCCGAAGGUGUCCACGGAGUCAUAGUGUGGUGCUUUGUCCCUCCCUUUGACAAGUAUUUGCACAGAUAAUAUUUUGCUUUGGAAGAGUGGAGCAGGACACUUCUCAGGCACCGCUCAGAAGCAACUGGCACUCCUCAGUGGCAGAGCCUUCUAGCAAAGCAUGCUGUUCCUCCGUUUCCAGCUGUUGAUUUUCCUCCUUAACCUGAAUUUAUCCAGAUGUGAGGAUAAGAGGAAUUCGAUCAUCUCCGCACUGGAGAAAGCAACUUUGUUCCUGGAAGAGCAAUAUAAUGAACUCAACAUAGAUGGAGUGUUUGGAUAUCGUCUGUUGCAAGGUACAGUUCCAGCUACUUUGGAGACAUAUAGCACAACCCUUAGGCAUGAUUACUCAGGAAUAAUGGCUUAUCCACACUCACCUUUCCUCCCCUCUUUCGAGGCAUGGUCCGUGUGCUUUUGGUUUUUUAGCUCCGGAGCUUUCCCCAUGAAAACUCUCUCUUUGAAGCUGAACUGAAGCAAUCCCUAGAAAACCUAAAAUGACAUUUGCUCUGACUGAGCAGGUUUUUGUAGGGAAAGCUCAGGGCCUACAAAAUGUGGGCCUUUGUCUGCGAAGAGUAAGGCAAAAGGCAAGUGUGGCUGAGCCCUAAGUCCCAUUAUGUUCAAUGGGGCUCCCUCCCUAGCUAAGUGUGUUUUAGACUAAUUCUUCCUGUUACACCACCUUCCUUCCUUCCUUUCUUUCUUUUCUCUCACCUUAAAAAUUGCCAGCUUCACUCGUCAAGUCUGGGUGUGACUUUAUUUCGUACAGUCGUUUUCCAAACGUCUUUCUUGGGUGAGGAGUCCUUCCCAUCCCACUGAGCAUUAAAAACCAAGCAGCUUUUCCUUCAGGUUCUUCUAGACAAAGGCAAAUUUGUCUUUGUUCUAACACUGAAUGGAGGGGCCAGAAAGUAAAGAAAUAAGUGUAAAUUUAUUUAGGGUGGUGGGGAGGGAGAGAGAGAGAACACUAGUGCAGAAAUGUGAAGAACUGAACUGUGGGCUGUGUCCAAUGCUAGUCCUACCCAGAGUAGACCCAUUGAAGUUAACAGGCAUGACUCACUUAGGUUCACCAAUGUCAGUAGGUCUACGCUGAAUAGAACUUAGCUGGAUAUAACGGGGGGGGGGGGAAUUGACCCACCCCAACUCUCCAUCCUUUAGAGGCAGGAUUCAAAAAUAUUCUUUCCCUUCUCUAAAUAUCCAGCGUAUCUGAAUGGAACAUUGGAGAAAUGGGCCUUGGUGUCUGGAUUAGAGUCGGAGCAAGUGCGAGUGCGACGCUUGGAUGCGAAGGUGUCAGCUUUGAUCGAAAAAGCAAAGCGUGCUCUAGAGAAGAACGAGCCGGAUUCUUACAGAGGUAGCAUCAAACCUCACCAUAGUGGAAUGGGAGUAGGGUUGGGCUGCAGCUAGAGAGGACGGUAGGCAGGCAGGAAUCUGUCUUUAGGGCAAAGACGUUCCCCAAAUAUCUGCUAUCCCCAUGUUUCAAGGUGACUUAUCACAGGGGUGGCAAGGCUCAACCCCAGGAGGGAAAUGUCGCCCUCCAGGCCUCUCUUUCUGGCCUCUGGAACUCUCCCCAGGCCACAACCCUCAGUGGCCCUGCUGCACCCAGAAAUGUUUCUGCCUGGCUGGAAUGUGUCCCUGAACUCUGAUCAUCCCUCACGUUGGACUGGUUGGAGUAUCAGGGCCAGCCUGUCCGUGAGGUAGAUCUCAGGCGGCAAAACAGGAUGGGCCGCCCCUGUGGAAGACAGAAAGGGGUGCGCAAGUGUGUGCAGAAAUUAGCCUACUGAACAAUGGUAAAAUUUGCAUGUAUUGCCCUACCUACUUUUGCUUCUGGCCCCACCCACCGCUGGCAUAUGGCCCCCAGGAGGUUGCCAAGAAGGGAAUGUGGCCCUUGGGCAGAAAACGAUUCCCCACCCUGUCUCAUUAUUAUUGAUUUUUAUUUGCAAAUUAAAUAAGAAGAAAAGAGAAGAAAGAAGAAAAAGAGAGAAAAUAAAAUAAAAUAUGAUAAAACAAUAGGCUACCAUCAGUUUACAUUGCAGUUACGGUGAUCGUCAGUAUAUUAAUCUUAAAUUAAACAUAUCAUGCCAGCCCUCCCUAAGUUCAAAUAGGUAUCCACACAAAAUUGACAUGUGUAUGAAAUAUGUUUGAAUGUAGUCAGGGCAAUGAGGCCCUCAGGCAGGAUGUACCUUCCGCUUAGCCAUGUAAGGGUUCACAGAUUCACUGUUGUCAUCCAUUCCUACCCCUCUCCUAUUGGGACAUAGGAAGCUCCCCUAUUCCAAGUCAUAACAAUGGUUUCUCUAGCUCAGUAUUAUUGCCUACAAACUAAGUCAUUGCAAAAUAAUAACAAACUAUUAUCUCUUCCCCUCCCCACCCUUUGCAGCAUUUCAUCAAGCUUUAAGCCCAGGGUUUUGGAAGAUUCCCCAUCAGUGGGUUCAGAAUGACCCUCCUGUUUCUUUCUCCCCAACCAAUGGCUCAUGUCUGGACUUGGAUACAAGCGAUUCCUGCAUAUCCAUCCUGCUAGGAUCAGGGUAGGAAUUUUGCUUACCUCUCUGUCAUACCUAGUGUUAACAUUGUGACUCUAGAUCAGGGGUCGGCAAGGUUUACCUCACCUGGGCCGGUUCACUCCCUCGGAGAUCGUUCUGUGGGCCAGAUUGCGCCUGCGCAAACAUGAUUUCUGGAGCAGCAGAAGUGAGUCCCUGCUCCGCGCUGCGCCGGUUUAGUGCAGCAUGGGGGGGGCUUGCCGAGCAGGCGGUUCGGGGGCGGCUUGUGGGCCGUUUAAAUGAUCUCCGUGGGCCACUUGCUCUAGAUUUAUAUAUGUAAAUUAAACUGUAAAUUCUAAAGACGCCACAGUGUCUGUUAACCUUCAUUUUAAGAAAACCAAAUGCUAGGUAAUGGCUGGAACCCCAGGAGUCUCUCGCCACCUAGAGAUUGGGGUGCAUGCAACAGUAUCUUGGUUUAACACCACAAUACUGGUGUGUCUCGUGCAGUCCACGUACCCCCGAAGCAUGGGUUGCCUGUUACACAAAUCUCUCACCUGUCUGGCUCUUGAAAUUGCCUAAUGCCAUGCUUUUCUACAAAAGGGCUGGUGGCACACCUUGCCUUGUUCCAGAUAACUGCAGAAGCAUCAUGAUAAAAACACACUGCUCGGGAUACGGCCUGUCCCAUCAGCUUUUCUACUUCCUGUUUGCAGAGAUGGUAAGGAGUUGGCCAUGUGCUUUGCUAACAGGGCAGAAACAUUAAUGGGGGGCGGGCAGGGGUAGGAAAUGGGAAUGAGCCUAGCAUUAUGUUCAGAAUAUCACCUUUCAUCCAGAAUCAAGAACCUUGGACGAAAAGUACCAGGAAUACUACUACUACUACUAGAGUAGUACUACUCUAGUGGUGGUGGUAGAGUAAUUUAUUACCCACCUUUCACUCGCAGGACCCAGGACCAGUGACAAUUUAAUUCAGAAUUAAAAACAGUUAAAACAGGUUAAUGUUUGUGAAUGACUUCUAAGGCACAUUGUACAUAAAUGUGUGUGCUUGAACAGAUUAGUCAAAUAUUCAUAGAAUAAGUUGUACUGUCUGUAUUUGAUGUGGUUUUAACAUUCAGUGUCAAUAUUUGACAGCAUUGAUAGUUGACAUGCAUUGGUUUAGUACUGGGUAGUAUUUAAUGGUUGACAUGUAAUGGUAUUUAGUACUUGAGAGCAGCUGUUAGGUGGAAAGCACUUAUAUUUAGAGCUAACUGCACGUUACAUAAUUGUGUAAAUUGCAGUUGGGUUAUGGGUUAUUGGGUUUAGGUUUGUUUGUUUUUUAAAGAAUGCUUGCUAGGAGCGGGGGUGGUUUCUUGCAGGACCACAAUGCAGCCAAUAUCUUGGUGGAAAUUGCCCUUCCAGUGCUUCAGUUAUCAAUAGAAAAUCUAAAGAACUAUUAUACCACUUUAAACAGUCAUGGCUUCCCCCAAGGAAUCCUGGGGACCAUACUUUGUUACAGGUCCUGAGACUUCUUAAGAGAUCCCCCCAUUCCCAUUCCAGAGUGACAAUUCCCUGGGAAUUGCUAGGGGAAAUGACUGGUUGUUAAAUCACUCUGGGUAUUGUAGCUCUGUGAGGGGAAUAGGGUUUUUUUGCCUACAAAAACAAUCACAAAAUGCCAUCGGGUUGAAAUCUUUUUGAAUCUUUUAAGGUUCAAAAGUCUCAUUCUAGAUUUUCCCACUCAGAUGUGUCCUGGGCGAAACUGGAAAUCUUCAGAGUGUUGAAUAUUUGUGAAUAUUUACACUGGUUCUCUCUAUGUAGUUUAAUGAUGAUAUUGGGAGGAAGAGCAGUGACAGUUUCUCUGAUUAGCUGAAUACUUCCAUUCUUCACCAUCCCUUUCUCGACAAGCAAAACUGUGCUACAAGAUGGUAUAUGAAAAACAGUCUUUCUUCCCCUGCUUCUUGUUCACAUCUAGAAAGGCUGCUCGGAUCCCCUCUUCCACAAUGCGCAAUAUUACAAGAGUGUGUUCUGUCACUUAAUGAUGCAAAUCAAUGUCGAAGCUGAAAAGCAAGCACUCCUAGGGACCGAGGGAGACCUUUUUACGGAAAACAGUAAGUGGCCUUACUGCUGUGUUGUAGUGUCACUGUUCAAGGCACUGUUCUUCACUCAGGGAACCACUUUACAGUGGUACCUUGGUUCUCAAACUUAAUCUGUUCCGGAGGUCCGUUCCAAAACCAAAGCGUUCCAAAAUCAAGGCAUGCUUCCCCAUAGAAAGUAAUGCAAAAUGGAUUAAUCCGUUCCAGACUUUUAAAAACAACCCCUAAAAAGCAAUUUAACAUGAAUUUUACUAUCUAACGAGAUCACUGAUCCAUAAAAUGAAAGCACUAAACAAUGUACUGCAGUCACACAAUCAAUCAGUAGCUGAACUGGGUUCCACACAGUCACAAAAACAAAACAAAAAGAGCCUCAAAAACAAAAACGCAAAAUAAAUAGCAAAAAACAGAUUGACCUCAGUGUAACACUCAAAACUGAAAUAUGGCACUCAAAACGGAGCACGUUCGGCUUCCGAAAAAAGUUCGCAAUCCUAACACUUACUUCCGGGUUUGCAGUGUUUAGGUUCUAAGUUGUUUGAGCACCAAGGCGUUUGAGAACCAAGGUACUGUUAGGAUGCUUGCUCCAUGUUUGCAGUCAUGAGAUUGUUGUCUGUCACAUGACGGUAUAUGUUUUCAUUCCACAGUGUGGGAAGUGAUGGAGACAGGAUGUUUUGUGCUACUGUGUUCCAGAAUGUAGGGCUAUUGUCCUUUCUUUCUUUCUUUCUUUCUUUCUUUCUUUCUUUCUUUCUUUCUUUGUUGUCUGAUGGGAAAGAGGAAGGAGCUAAGUCAGAAUGCUCCAAGUAUACUAUAUGUAAAUAAAGUACAUUAGCCAAAAUGCUGUGCUACUGAAUUCUGUUAUGUGAACUGCAAUACUCUGCAGGAUCCCUAAGCGUGCUAAUGCCUUUUGGCAUCAGUCGCUGUGAUGGUCAGGCUGAAGAAAGCUUUUGAAGCUCGUGAACGAUCGACCAGGAGGGAGAGGACAUGCCAGUCGGGCAUGUGUCUCUGCCAGGGUCCUACACAAAAGUAGGACAAUCCUAACAGGUAUCACUGCAUAAAAAUGGGACCAAAAAACCCUCAGAACAUUUGUGGUAUAAAAAGUUAAAGGAUUUCAACAACAACAACAACAACAACAACAACGCAGGAUAAGCACUGAACGGAAAUGAAGCAGUAUGUCCACCCCAAAACUUUUGUGGGCAUGAAUAAGGUUGGAGGCAGGAUUGUGUUGGGCCAUCCAAAUAGUACCAUGAGCGCAAAGCAUCAUAAUGUACAAUAAGAAGUGCAGGGCCCCAUGAAGACAUGUGAGGCUACCAUCUUUGCUGAAGUUAAGCUGGUCCAAGUCUGCUUGGUGUUUGGGUGAGAGACUGACUGCUGGGUUCCAUGAUGGAUGGAAAGAAGGAAGGAUGGAUGGUAGACAGUAGUUGCCAUUUAAUGUGUUUGCAUUCUGCUUCUCAGUUUUGUUUUGUGGCCUGGCUGGAUUCUCUGAUUUCUAUAAACCACGGUGGCUGGACAUCAUUCUCAACUGGCAAAAAAGGGAAAGAGGAUGUUUCUGGAUGUUCGGUGAGUGAGCACUGCGGUUUGAUUCAUCCAGUGCUAGAGUGCAAAUUACAUAAUUUGUGUUUUUAAAAAAAAUCUAUGGAGAAAAUGAAUGCUCCAACUUGAGUAGAGUUGCUACAAAUCCAAUAGGAUUAGGCAAAUUUCGGGGAAGGGGGUACCAUCAUGGCCGCUCCCCCAGAUGCUCACCAUGCACCCCCCAACCAAACUGGGCACCACACCCCUGUGGAUGGCGAGCCACACCCCCGCCUGCUCUCCGCUCCCGGUGCCGGAGCAUGCAGCUCUGCCACUGGGCGAGUCUAGCUUUGUUCACGCCCUCCGAAAACCUCCCAUUUUUUAACUUACUCUGGUUUAAGUCGCACUGGCUGAGGGACUUACCCUGGUGUAUCUCUGGCUCAACCGGCGUAAGGUACCCAAGCUGGGAAAGUCCAAGAACUGCCAGAUCCAAACUCUCAUCUUGGCAGAUCUUGGGUUUGGAUUGCACUGUUGGUAAAGGAUAAGGCUACGAUCCUAUACCCUCUUACCUUGGAGUAAACCCUAUGGAAGAUAACAAGACUUACUUCGGAGUAGAUGUGUCUAUGAUUACUCUGUAAGUCCCAUCAAGCUGAGUGGGAAAUCCCACUGAGUAACAUGCACAGUUUGCCUUGUAAGUUUGUGAGUGAAUGAGGACCCACAUUCUAAAGCACAUCCUCUGCCUUCAAGCAAAUGACUCUUUCUUUCUCGGUGACCUGUUAGACUCCUCCAGCCCAGUUUCUGAAGACCAUCAUAAGGAAGCACGAAGAGUAAAGAGAACGGAGAAGAUUCUUGAAGGUAAAGAUAAUGGCAAUUGGUGUGGGUGCAUAGAUAAAAAUUGUUUCCCAACCUAUCACACAUUUUAAAAAUAAUGUACAGAGUCACCCACAGAGUAGACCCAUCGGAUCCAUUGAUUUCAAUGGAUAUGCCACAAAGUACGUCUUUGUUCAGAGACCUGCAUUGGCUACCAAUUUGCUACCAGGCAAAGUUCAAGCUGUUCCUAUUAGUAUAUGAAGACCAUAACAACUUGGGAACAGUUUAUCUGUGAGAUUGCCUUACCCUGUAUGUGUCCGCUUAACGGCUUUGAGCUGCAAAACUGGCACCAUUACAAGUGCCACAUAACACUCGUUCCAUGUUUGUAAGAAACCUAUAAAUUACAGAGCCCAUUGUUGAGACUAUAUAGUUUGUGGGAACCUUCCCAGAAUUUGCUAAAAUAGAACUCCAAGCAUCCUUUGGCCUUGGCCAUGCUUCCCGGUGCUGAUGGGAGCUGUAGUUAAGCAACAACAGGAGGGCCAAAAGUUCCCCACCCCCAGUUUAAAUUACGACUGUCUCUUCCCUUUGAUAACCAAAAGUCUCAUUUCCUUGCAGGUGAAUGCGCAUCUCACAACACCGCCGUGGCCGUAGGAGCGAUUGGAGGAUUUCUCCACUACGGGUUCUGAUGCUUUCGUGCUUCUUUCUUCUUAUGCAGCUGAGCUUAACUUUCUGUCUUUAUUAUGCAAUGCAGGACCUGUCGCUCUUCUCUCUAGGUACAUUUUGGGUGCUAGUCAACAUGACUGUGCUCUCAACCAGGGCACUGGAAAAAAUCAUAUUCAUAUUGUGGGGUGCUGUACUGCUCCCUCAUUAGGACGGGAAGGAGACUCACCGUCUUCUUGAACUGUCUCUCCAGCAUGGGGCAGGGGCAGUGAUGUGCUGGCCCAGGAUCUUUGGGAUUGAAGACCUCAUGCAAUUUCUGUAAGAAAUUUGUGUAAGAACACUCACGCUCAGGAAGCAAGGGAGAAACGUGCUAAGAGGGAGGCAUGCUUGGCAAAUCCACACCGUGAUCAACUCCUGCCCGGAAACCAAUGUCACCACUGUGGAAGGAUGUGUGGAUCCAGAAUUGGCCUCCAUAGUCACUUACAGACUCAUUGUUAAAACCGUGUUUUUGGAAGACAAUCUUACUCAGCUGCGAGUGAUCGCCAAAGACGACAAUUUCUGCAGCAGGGUCUCUGUCUCCAUUGUCCUAGAGUCGCCCAAUGAGCACAAAAGGGGAGCUGUUUAGCCAUGGCAUGCUCCAAAGCUAAGCAUUUAGGGACACUGAAAACACACGGUGCUGCAGUUUUAAGGGAAUGAGUGGUGUGCAGGUUCUGUUGUGCACAAUGGAACACAACUUAAGUAAAUUUAUUCAAGCCAAGGACCACAUACCAAUGGUGUGGGUGGGGCCAGAGGCAAAAAGUGAGUGCCACAACAGAUGCGACUCUUAACUUUUGUACAGUAGGCUGCAUUCCAUCCACGUGAAAGUCAGAGGCUUCGGCACAGAGGUUUGUGUUCUAAAUGUCUGGUGCAGAUGUGGCCUCAGACGGACAGCUUCAUCCACACCUAGCCUAGGCAUCACUUACCUUUUAAUCUCUUUUAUCCAAUCUAAUUAGGCUCCUCGCUUGUCUUUCUGGCUCCAUUUGCAUUGUUCCUUCCUUUGGCACCGUGUGCUAUCCUGCUUCUCCCAGUCUUCCAUAUAUUCUGCCUUCUCUAUAGUUUUAACCAAAUAAUUGCCAUUUCCAUCUGAAUGUGCCACCCAUGUACUUACUCUAUCUAUUUUUGCAAUAAACUGCAUUUUCAAGUACCCUAAGAUCUGACUUGUCGUCUUUCCACCUGGAUGCUCAGGUUUCUGCCAUGGUUGAUUACGAUUUUUGGUUCAAGACCCCAACAGGCA
This is a messenger RNA of Podarcis lilfordi (Lilford's wall lizard), 12379 nucleotides long. NCBI's taxonomy places the organism in Eukaryota, Metazoa, Chordata, Lepidosauria, Squamata, Lacertidae. The record is from the annotation of a GenBank genome assembly.